Peromyscus maniculatus bairdii (prairie deer mouse) is the source of this 1132-nucleotide messenger RNA. RefSeq names its product interferon induced protein 35 (gene Ifi35). NCBI's taxonomy places the organism in Eukaryota, Metazoa, Chordata, Mammalia, Rodentia, Cricetidae. Gene Ontology annotation, cellular component: nucleus. The record is from RefSeq and is a predicted model, not a curated record.
AAGUAGAACCAAAACUUGCAAGCAGAAGUGGCUGGAGUUUAUUUCAGACGCUGCUGGAGGCUGAGGAGGCCAAAGCCCCCUCUAAGGGCCCGAGCCAGACUUUAGUCCUCCAGGACCCUCCUGCUCUGAAGCCUCUGCUUUUGCCAACCAGGUGUGAGUCAUGUCUGUGACUCUCCAAGAUGGCUUGUCCCACUGUGAACAGAGGGCAUCUAGGAGAAGGUCCUCAUCAGUCUUCAGGAGGAGCAAGUAAGGCUCAGGAUGAAGCUGCAGGAGCUGCAGAAGCUGAAAAGGGAGCUGGUGGACUCUCCCAGAGACAAGAUCCCAUUCCCGGUGCCCGAGGUCCCCCUGGUAUUCCAAGGCCGCACUCAGCAGGGCAGGCAAGUGUCCAAGUUUCUGGUUUCUAACUUGAAGAUCUGCUGCCCUCUGCCUGGAGGUUCUGCUCUGGUCACCUUUGAUGACCCCAAAGUGGCUGAUCAGUUGCUACAACACAAGGAACAUAAAAUUGACAUCGAGGACUGCCGGAUGCGGGUGCAGAUCCAGCCCCUGGAGCUGCCUGUGGUGACCAACAUCCAGGUGUCCAGCCAGCCGGAUAACCACAGGGUGCUGGUCAGUGGCUUUCCUGCUGGACUGAAGCUGAGUGAGGAGGAGCUGCUCGACAAGUUGGAGAUCUUCUUUGGCAAGGCCAAGAACGGAGGCGGGGAUGUGGAGGCCCGGGAGAUGCUACAAGGGACCGUCAUGCUAGGUUUUGCUGAUGAACAAGUGGCCCAGCACCUGUGCCAGAUUGGCCAGUUCACAGUGUCACUGGGCCGACAGCAGGUCCCUCUGAGAGUCUCUCCCUAUGUGAGCGGGAAGAUCCAGAGAGCGGAGAUCAAAUACCAGCCAGCACUUCACUCAGUGCUGGUGACGAAUAUUCCUGAUGUCCUGGAUGCCCAAGAACUGCAUGACAUCCUGGAGAUCCACUUCCAGAAGCCCACCCGUGGGGGCGGGGAGGUGGAGGCCCUGGCAGUUGUGCCCUCAGGGGAGCAGCGCUUGGCUGUCUUCACUUCCGCAUCAAGCUAGGUCUGCAUGUCCACCUGCUAGGGACUGGGAUCACUGCCUAAUGCUACCGAGAACAAUGAAAGUACUAACCCAG